AUGGUGUCAACUGCGGAAAGCAGUCCAGUCGACGGCGCUGGCCGUUCUCGGUCGUGCGCGCCGUCAACACUAGGACUGGUUCUACGACAACGAAACCGCCAUCAGCAACCUGCUCGCCGAGAAGAACCGGCUACAAGGGCCUACAUCAAUCGCCCUCCUGACGACAACAAAACUGCCUACCACCGUAGACGCCACCUUGUUCAACAGCAGCUGCGGCAGAUGACGGACACCUGGACGGCUCGCAAGACCGAGGAUUUUCAAGGGUACGCGAACCGCAACGAAUGAAAGAACUUCUUCUCCGGGACCAAAACCGUCUACGGUCCGCCAACAAAAAGUACUGCGUUUUCUCUCAGCACCGACUGCAAUACUCUCUUCACUGAGAAAACACAAAUUCUACAGCGAUGGGCCGUGCACUUCCGAGGCGUCUUCAACCAUCCCUCCACCAUCUCCGAUGUCACUAUCUUCCGUCUGUCUCAAGUGGAGAAAAACGUCGACCUCUAUCUCCUGCCCUCUCUACAUGAAACUAUCAAGGCCGUGCAGCAGUUCUUCUGCGGGAAAGCGCCCGAAUCGGACGCGAUCGCUGUUGGGGUCUACAAGCACGGUGGUCCCCAGCCAAUGGAUCACCUGACUGAGUUCUUCCAGGAGAUGUGGCGUCAUGGAAAAAUCCCUCAGUAUUUUAAAGACGCCACAAUCGUUCACCUAUACAAGCGCAAAAGAAACCACCAAAUCAGCUACAACUACCGAGGUAUUUCCCAGAUGAACAUCGUCGAGAAAAUUUUCACUCGCAUCCUUCUCAACUGCCUGAAUAAUCACCUGGAACAGGGUCUUCUGCCGGAAAGCCAGUGCGGCUUUCGUCAUCAUCGUGAGACCAUGGAAAUUAUCUUCGGCGCUGACGACUUCAGGAGAAGUGCCAGGAGAUGCGGAACCACCUGUACUCUACCUCCAUGGAUCUGA
Spirometra erinaceieuropaei is the source of this 954-nucleotide messenger RNA. Lineage: Eukaryota; Metazoa; Platyhelminthes; Cestoda; Diphyllobothriidea; Diphyllobothriidae. The record is from the annotation of a GenBank genome assembly.